CGGCCUCUCAGUUCUGAUUCGUGUGCGGCUGGAGCUGCGUCGACACCGGCGUGCAGGAGAUACAAUCCCACGCAUCUUCCAGGCAGUGGCCAGACGACAGCCGGAGCGCCUGGCGCUGGUGGACGCGAGCAGUGGUGUAUGCUGGACCUUUGCACAACUGGACACCUACUCCAAUGCGGUGGCCAACCUAUUCCACCAGCUAGGCUUCUCACCAGGCGAUGUGGUGGCUGUGUUCCUGGAGGGCCGCCCCGAGUUCGUGGGGUUAUGGCUGGGCCUGGCCAAGGCUGGUGUGGUGGCUGCCCUGCUCAAUGUCAACCUGAGGAGAGAACCCCUGGCUUUCUGCCUGGGCACAUCAGCUGCCAAGGCCCUCAUUUAUGGUGGGGAGAUGGCAGCAGCGGUGGCAGAGGUGAGCGAGCAGCUGGGGAAGAGCCUCCUCAAGUUCUGCUCCGGAGACCUUGGACCUGAGAGUGUCCUACCCGACACGCAGCUCCUGGACCCCAUGCUCGCCGAGGCACCCACCACACCCCUGGCACAAGCCCCAGGGAAGGGCAUGGAUGAUCGGCUGUUUUACAUCUAUACUUCGGGAACCACUGGACUUCCUAAGGCGGCCAUUGUGGUGCACAGCCGGUACUACCGCAUCGCAGCCUUCGGCCACCACUCCUACAGCAUGAGGCCAGCCGACGUCCUCUACGACUGCCUGCCGCUCUACCACUCCGCAGGGAACAUCAUGGGUGUGGGACAGUGCGUCAUCUACGGGCUGACGGUGGUGCUGCGGAAGAAGUUCUCUGCCAGCCGCUUCUGGGAUGACUGUGUCAAGUACAACUGCACGACGUGUACCCCAUCCGUCUGGUCAAGGUGAAUGAGGACACGAUGGAGCCCUUGCGGGACGCCCAGGGCCUCUGCAUCCCAUGCCAGCCCGGAGAGCCCGGCCUUCUGGUGGGCCAGAUCAACCAGCAAGACCCUCUGCGGCGCUUCGACGGCUACGUUAGCGAUAGCGCCACCAGCAAGAAGAUCGCCCACAGCGUGUUCCGCAAGGGCGACAGCGCCUACCUCUCAGGUGACGUGCUGGUGAUGGACGAGCUGGGCUACAUGUAUUUCCGCGACCGCAGCGGGGACACCUUCCGCUGGCGCGGGGAGAACGUGUCCACCACCGAGGUGGAAGCCGUGCUGAGCCGCCUGCUGGGCCAGACUGAUGUGGCCGUGUACGGGGUGGCCGUGCCAGGAGUGGAGGGCAAAGCCGGCAUGGCGGCCAUUGCAGAUCCCCACGGCCAGUUGGACCCUAACACCAUGUACCAGGAGUUGCAGAAGGUUCUGGCAUCCUAUGCCCGGCCCAUCUUCCUGCGUCUUCUGCCUCAGGUGGAUACCACAGGCACCUUCAAGAUCCAGAAGACCCGGCUGCAGCGCGAAGGCUUUGACCCUCGACAGACCUCAGACCGGCUCUUCUUCCUGGACAUGAAGCAGGGCCGAUACCUGCCCCUGGAUGAGGGAGUCCACACCCGCAUCUGCGCCGGAGACUUCUCGCUCUGAUGCACCUGGCGAGUGUGAUGGGCCUGGACUCCCUCAGGGGCCUCUUCUGCCUGGCCACCUGGCCAGUGGCACCAGUGGGUGCAAGAAACUGGGAGGACCUGAGCAGACAGGUGUCUCUCUCCUGCAUCCCACUAUGCAUCCAUCCAGCCUCCACCUUUCUCCUUUUCUCCAUCUCUUUUUCCCACCUACCAGGAGCCCCACAGACACGUCUUGGCUGCUGUGUCUUGCAUUGAGACCAGUGUCCAGGGGUCCGGGCUGUGGCAUCCACCUCCCUUGCUGUUGUGCCUUAGGAACCUGUCCUCAGCUCCCCUGUGGAGUAGCUGCCCUCCCUACUAAGGGUUUGUAGCACACUCACAUUAGCUGGGUGACAUCGGCAGCCCCGGCUGACCUCCAGUCAACUGGAAGUUUAUUUUUUUGUUUUAAGACAGUAUCUCACUGUGGAGGCCCAGCUGGCCUCAAACCCUCCGUCUUACUGCCUCUGCCUGUGCUAGCAAGUGCACCACCCUGCAGUUCCAGAGGGAUGACAUUGGUGCACUAUUUUCCCUAGUCCCCCACUUUCCCCUCAUGUUCUGGAAGCUUCAGAACUUACUCUGACCACUUGGAUGUGGCUAGUGUUGGGCCUGCCCACAGCUGUCUGUUCAGGGGUCUCCAGGCCCUGACCCUAGCAAAAUUUGGGUGUCUGAUUUCACAUCAGGAGGGACCCAGGAAGGGUUGUUAUGGUGUUCCUUUGGGCGCUCACGGUGACAUGACAGCCCUGGAUGUGCUUCCCUGUUGUGUUAGAGCCCAGACCCUGUUGCUUGUGACAUCCCAGGUCUACCCUUCUGGCUCCCAUGUAACCCCUAGGUCACUGGUGACUCAGCUCAGUCACCAAGCCCAGUCUCUGCCCUCCUGCAUCUACAAGGGCGGAGACCCAUGGAGGGUGUAGGUAGCACAGUGUCCACAGACUGCCCCGCAGUCCACACACACAAAUGUCAUUUCUUGUUGGUUUUCAGAAAUAAAUGUGCUGAGCCUUGACACUUG
Cricetulus griseus (Chinese hamster) is the source of this 2547-nucleotide messenger RNA. The record is from RefSeq and is a predicted model, not a curated record. NCBI's taxonomy places the organism in Eukaryota, Metazoa, Chordata, Mammalia, Rodentia, Cricetidae.